Messenger RNA from Marmota monax (woodchuck), 1558 nucleotides. It is a transcript of the gene Dusp29, whose product is annotated as dual specificity phosphatase 29. Gene Ontology annotation, cellular component: cytoplasm. The transcript has 3 exons. Gene Ontology annotation, molecular function: MAP kinase phosphatase activity; protein tyrosine/serine/threonine phosphatase activity. NCBI's taxonomy places the organism in Eukaryota, Metazoa, Chordata, Mammalia, Rodentia, Sciuridae. The record is from RefSeq and is a predicted model, not a curated record. Bases 71 to 763 code for a protein of 230 amino acids. Gene Ontology annotation, biological process: negative regulation of MAPK cascade; protein dephosphorylation.
CCCACCUCUUUCUGUAAUGCCUGUUCCUGACCUUAGCAUUCCCUGCUAAUCCCCAUCCUGACCCUCUCUCAUGACCAGCUGCAGAAAGGAAAGAAAAUCCUUUCACUUCAAAAUGACAUCUGGAGAAGCGAAGACAAGCCUCAAGAAUGUCUACCCAUCUGCCAAGAAGCUGUCCCUGAAGGCGGAGGAGGAGAGGGAGACAGAGGACUACUGCACCCCUGGAGCCUUCGAGCUGGAGCGGCUCUUCUGGAAGGGCAGCCCCCAGUACACCCAUGUCAACGAGGUCUGGCCCAGGCUCUACAUUGGCGACGAGGCGACGGCGCUGGACCGCUACGGGCUGCAGAAGGCGGGCUUCACGCACGUGCUGAACGCGGCCCACGGCCGCUGGAACGUGGACACCGGGCCCGAAUACUACCGCGACAUGCCCAUCGAGUACCACGGCGUCGAGGCCGACGACGUGCCCACCUUUGACCUCAGCGUCUUCUUCUACUCCGCGGCUGCCUUCGUCGACUCGGCUCUCCAAGACGAUCGCAAUAAGAUCCUGGUUCACUGUGCCAUGGGCCGGAGCAGGUCGGCGACCCUGGUCCUGGCCUACCUGAUGAUCCACAGGAACAUGACUCUGGUGGAUGCUGUCCAACAAGUGGCCAAGAAUCGCUGCGUCCUACCCAACCGGGGUUUUCUGAAGCAACUUCGAGAACUGGACAAGCAGCUGGUUCAGCAGAGGCGACAGACCCGGCGUGGGGACUGCCAGGGGGAGCCAUAGGACCCUCUUCACCGCCAAGCAUAGACUCUUGGGAUGGAGAAAAAAAGCUGAAAUGGCGCUGCCCCAUGACUUUGGUCACAGAGAAGGGACAGCAAAACCAAAGCUUGACUUCUUCCUAAUAAUCUUAUUAAACUUCCCAGUGUGUGCUGGGAGCGGGGAGGCUUCAGAGCCGCCUCCAGGCGGAGUCCAGGCCUCAGCCCCGUGGGGGGAGACUGGCGCCCGGCUCAAUUGGUUACAGAUGAGAGCACCGUUCUGCAGUCUCCUGUAAUUUUUUCUCCCUCUUCUUUUUUUAAAGAUGGAAACAGAAAAGGAUUUAAAAAUGUGUGGGAAUUGUGUUGUGAUUAAAUGUUUGGCUUUGUCUGAAAGUCACAUUCUUAUAAAAAAAUAAUUUAAAAAUAGAACUUGAUUUUCUAUAAACACAGAAAAUUCCUGUGCAGCUGUGUUACAGGAGAGCUUUCACAGGUAUCAGGGCCUCCGGAGGCCACCCCGCAUUCUUUACCCAUGGAAUCCCCAAGUCACCAUUCACGGAUGCUGCUGGCCUGGCAGGGGUGGGGAGUAGGGUCCUGAGCCCCUUAGAAGCCCCUGCCCUUGGCUUCUUGCCUGCCUUAGGGAGCCAGGGCUCUUCUGAAUGGUGGCCAGAGCUGCCACUACUCAGACAAAUUCAAUAAAUUGUGGCAAAUUUGGACAAGCAAGAGUUUGGCUUUAUAAUUUUGCACAAAGAGGGAAAGGAGGAGACACCCUUCAGCAGACCAGGACUGUGCCUCUAGCCAGAGCAGCUGGGGCUGGUUUGUUUUC